AUGACUUUGAACCAAGGCGCAACGAAUUUGCGACGAGCUCUGGAGGAUCCCAAUGGGUUCGUUGUGGCACCUGGUGUCUAUGAUGGCAUGUCGGCACGACUAGCUCUUGCCGCUGGGUUCGAUGCGCUGUACAUGACCGGUGCAGGAACCGCCGCUUCUGUACACGGACAAGCAGAUCUUGGUAUCUGCACAUUGAACGACAUGCGCAACAACGCAGAAAUGCUCUCCAACCUUUCACCAAGCACACCAGUCAUCGCCGACGCAGACACCGGAUACGGUGGACCGAUAAUGGUAGCUCGUACAACGGAACAAUACGCCAGAUCAGGAGUAGCGGCUUUCCACAUCGAAGACCAGAUACAAACGAAGCGAUGCGGACAUCUCUCCGGCAAGAUCCUCGUCGAUCGCGAAACCUACACAACCCGAAUUCGAGCCGCGGUGCAGGCACGCCAACGACUGGGUAGCGAUAUUGUGGUGAUUGCUCGCACCGACGCGCUGCAGGGACAAGGGUACGAGGAGAGUCUGGCGCGGUUACGUGCAGCACGCGACGCGGGCGCAGACGUCGGGUUCCUGGAAGGAAUCUCCUCGCGUGAGAUGGCAUCGCAGGCAGUGCGGGACCUUGCACCAUGGCCCUUGCUGUUGAAUAUGGUUGAGCAUGGAUCGACACCUUCGAUUUCAGCGGCUGAGGCGCGCGAGCUUGGAUUCAAGAUUAUCAUAUUUCCCUUUGCGACGAUCGGCCCGGCACUCACAGCCAUGCGAGACGGAUUGGAGAAGCUCAAAAAGGAUGGAUUGCCUGGAUUGGAUAAGGAAAUCACGCCACAGAUGCUCUUCCGGGUCUGUGGACUGGAUCAGAGUGUGCAGUUGGAUGCAGAGGCAGGUGGAGCUGCGUUUGAGGGGGGCGUAGAUUUGCGAUAG
This is a messenger RNA of Penicillium malachiteum, 912 nucleotides long. Its product is annotated as isocitrate lyase/PEP mutase family protein. The transcript is spliced from 2 exons. NCBI's taxonomy places the organism in Eukaryota, Fungi, Ascomycota, Eurotiomycetes, Eurotiales, Aspergillaceae. Bases 1 to 912 code for a protein of 303 amino acids. Gene Ontology annotation, molecular function: catalytic activity. The record is from RefSeq and is a predicted model, not a curated record.